Molecule: messenger RNA, 1330 nt
Organism: Anopheles stephensi (Asian malaria mosquito)
Lineage: Eukaryota; Metazoa; Arthropoda; Insecta; Diptera; Culicidae
Gene: SelT
Product: thioredoxin reductase-like selenoprotein T homolog CG3887
Exons: 3
Coding region: 194-802 (202 amino acids)
Biological process (GO): cell redox homeostasis
Cellular component (GO): endoplasmic reticulum membrane
Molecular function (GO): thioredoxin-disulfide reductase (NADPH) activity
Source: RefSeq, a predicted model, not a curated record
AUAAAUAAAAAAAAACGACAAAAGCAAAGCAAGCAAAAAAGGUUAAUUCAAGUCUGCUUUCUCGUAUCAUUUUUGGGACCGCAUUCUACUAAACUAAUUAGUAUACUAAGUCCGUUUUUUUUUCCUUGGACCCACCAACCACCAUCCCGUUGUUAAACCACACACACAGACAGAGGCACGUAGGCUGUUGAUAAUGUUGCGUUCCGUGGUGCGGUCACAUUUCAAGCUCCUGGUAGCGGUGCUGUUGGCCGGUCUGGCCGUGAGCCUGGUGGAGGGCGAGAAAGAAAUACCACUUACCAAGUUCAGCCAAGAUGUUGGCGGGUACGGCGCAACGAUGACGUUCCUGUACUGUUAUUCCUGCGGGUAUCGUAAGGCGUUCGAUGAUUACUACAACAUCAUUCGCGAGAAGUAUCCGGAAAUAACGAUCCGGGGCGGCAACUACGACCCGUCCGGGUUUAAUAUGCUCCUGUCGAAGGUUCUGCUAGUCACGAAGCUACUGCUGAUCGCGGCCCUGAUGUCGAACUACGACAUCGGUCGCUUCAUUGGCAAUCCGUUUGCCGGUUGGUGGCGAUGGUGCUUCAACAAUAAACUGUACGCGUCGAUGAUGAUUUUCUUCCUCGGCAAUACGCUGGAAGCGCAGCUCAUCUCAUCCGGCGCAUUCGAGAUAACGCUGAACGAUGUGCCAGUGUGGUCGAAGCUAGAAACGGGUCGGUUUCCUGCGCCACAGGAAAUGUUUCAAAUCAUCGAUAAUCACCUACAGUUUGCCAACAAGAUUGAGCCAAAUCCGGACUUUGUUAAAUAAGCCACACACCGGGUGGCAAUAAGGCCCGUAGGCCGUGUAGAGAGAGAAGUACAGAGGUUUUUAUUUCAUUCGUUACAUGUGCUUUUUUUGUUUACGUUUCAGUGUGCGGUACACACGACCAGAAAGGUUAUUAUUGGCAAUUGAAACCACAUUUUCCCUUGCAUACUUUCUUCACAUUUCCUCUCAUCAACAGUGACUCAUGUACGGAGUUUUUUUACUUCUUCAAAUUGUUUAUCUAUGUUUCCUUAUUUUACCUAUUUACCCAUUGCUUAAGAAAAAUACUCAAACUGUCCCCUUUAAACAAACGAAGCUUCAGCAAGAUGACUAAAUAUUCAGAAAAUGUUUUACCCCGUAAUGUGGACACAAUAAGAGGGCAAACACACUGGUCUACUAGGUUAGUAGUUUGUAAGGCAAUCUAUUCGGUGGGUAGUGUGCGGUGAACAGGUGUGUUUUCGUAUCCGUGGCAGAAUUGAAUAAAAUAAAUCAAUCAAAACAAUAAAAAAAAAACUCCAAACAGUCCCGACCCAA